This is a messenger RNA of Corvus hawaiiensis (hawaiian crow), 4682 nucleotides long. RefSeq names its product thromboxane A synthase 1 (gene TBXAS1). The coding region runs from base 1620 to 3227 and encodes 535 amino acids. The transcript is spliced from 15 exons. The record is from RefSeq and is a predicted model, not a curated record. Lineage: Eukaryota; Metazoa; Chordata; Aves; Passeriformes; Corvidae. Gene Ontology annotation, molecular function: heme binding; steroid hydroxylase activity; iron ion binding.
CCCGACGAGCAUCAUUUUUGUCCGUGCAUAGAGGAAAGCUGUAGGUGAAGCCACAGGAACCCCCUUUGCCUGACAGGAGCUUUACAAAGGAAGGUCAGUCGCCAGGUACCCAUUAGGCAGGCAAAGGAAGCUGAGACUCAUGCAAAGCCUCUGGCAAAGGUGGAAACAAAACCUCGGGCUGUGAUCCUGCAUUAACAGCCGUCUGGAUCUGACUGCCUGGAGCUCCUUACAGAUAAGCAAUCUGGGACUGGACCAGUGAAGACAUAACUCCCUUUGUGCCUGCUGUUACUGCUGAUGCCCCAAAACGCUGCCUCUCGCUGCUGCUGGUGCCACCCAGACCUCUCCCACCGCAGCACUUGGUCGCAGCAGGGCUCAACACCCGGCUACUCCCACUGAUGCCUCGAGGACGAGGCAAGAGGUAACUUUUCCUUGGGAAUUUCAGUGCGAGUCAAGCGCUACAGCCAGCCUGGCCCUUGUCUCGGGGUGCUGCGGGUGCCUACGCUGGCAGAUAAAAGCAGGCCAGGGAACAACCCAUGCUGACCAGCCGAUGGCCAUGGCUGCACUGCGGAGGAUGUGAUCCCCAGGCUCCUGUGGGCCAUCUUGUUUGCAAGGUAUCUUCAGUGUUUUGCAUGAUUUUUCUCCCUCCACUGAAAAAUGCCUGAAACUACAGGAGAGCUGUCUCACGCCCCAUUAGCAUUCUGUUUGCAACAUGAAGCUGAGGAUACAUUUUAAAUGUGUCGGGGAGUGCCAUGCAGGGCUGGUGGAGGUGAUCGAGGGCUCAAAAGUGGGCUGGGAUGGCACUGGGGGAGUAUGUACACCAGAGGGAGCAAAACCUGCUCCCGUCUUAUCCCUGCUUCAUUUUGAGAGUGAUCCCGAGAUCAACCAUCACUAAAUCUUGGAAAGAAAUGGAGCUGCCUCCAGCUGGACCACUGGGGAAGUCCAGGCCAGAGGUGGAGGGCAAGUGUGUGGAUGACAGCAGGCACAGAAUUUGAACAUGCUUCUUGUCCCUCUUUUGUUUAGCUAUGGUGACCUGCAGGGUUCGGCUCUAGGCAUGAGUCGAAAGCCUCAUAUUUUACUGAGACGUGUUUCUGGUCAUUGUAAUUCUGCACUGCUCUCUUCUUUAUGAUGGAGAACCCUAUCUGCUUUCCAAGGCUACUGAUGCUUCUGAUCCCAGCCUGCCUCCCUGCCCUUGAUCAGAGCAGCAGCCAUGGAGCCCUGUCUCAGAGAGACAGAAGAGAUGUGGAGAAGUGUUGGGGAAGAGCAGAAGACAACAAUGGAAGAGCAGGCUGCUAUAGGAACCAGCUUCACGUCUUGGCGUUGCAUUCUGCUGCAGUGUGGCUCCAGAGCACUUGUCAAACACUGAACUGCAGGUUCCAGUCCUGCUGACCACCGUUGGUGAUGAGGAGACCCCCAGACUCCAGCAGACUUUCAGCCACUUCUCUGCUGGCAGGAGCUCUCCAGCAGUCUGGCAGAUGUGACCAGAAUCUGGCAGACAGGACGAAGUGAAAGUCUGGCUGGGCUCUAAGAUGUCUUCCAUUUAGCUGUGGAAGGCUUUAUCAGCCCUUGCAGAGGCUUUCCCCUGCACACACCACUCAAGGCUGGAGCUGUAGUGGAGGAAAAUGGAGCCUGUAGAUCUCCUGGCACUUGCCUCCCUAGAAAUGAACAGUACCACAGUUACCCUGGCUUUGCUGGUGAUCUUCCUGGUCCUGCUGUAUUGGUACUCCACAUCUGCAUUCUCCAAACUAAGCAGAGUAGGGAUCCGACACCCUCCACCUCUUCCUUUCAUUGGAAACCUGCUCUUUUUCCGUGAGGGUUUUUGGGAAAACCACACAAAACUCAUAACGGAGUAUGGACCUGUUUGUGGGUAUUACAUUGGUCGCCAGACGUUUGUGGUGAUCUCCUCACCAGAGAUGAUCAAGCAAAUCUUAGUGACAGAUUUCAGUAACUUCACCAACAGAACUAAGCCGAACUUGAUUUCCAAGCCAAUGCUUGAUAGCAUCCUUUGUCUUCGUGAUGACAGAUGGAAGUACGUGCGGAGCCUCCUGACCCCAGCCUUCAGCGAUACCAAACUGAAAGAGAUGACACCACUGAUAAACCAGGCCUGUGACAUCCUGCUGUGUAACUUGAAAGUCUACGCAGAUUCUGGCAAAGCUUUUGAUAUCCAGAGGUGUUACAACUGCUUUACCUUGGAUGUCGUUGGUAGCGUAGCUUUUGGUACUGAGGUGGAUUCUCAGAAGAAUCCUGAUGACCCCUUUGUUAAGAAUUGCAGAACAUUCUUCGAAAUGUCUUUGUUUAAGCCUCUUCUCAUUCUAAUCCUUUCUUUCCCAUUCAUAAUGAUCCCAUUGCUACGUAUUUUUCCCAACAAGAAACAAAAGGAACUGAAUGGAUUUUUUAUCCAAACCAUAAAAAAUGCAAUUGUCUACAGACACCAGCAAGAUGCAGCUGAGAGGCGCAGGGAUUUUCUCCAGUGGAUGCUUGAUGCCUGUGAUUCAGCCAACUCCCUGGCAGCCGGGUGCUCGGAUGUGAUCGGCCCAUCUGCUGCUCCCAGACAGAAUGAGGUGCCUCUGGUUGGCAGGGCCUCAUCUGGAAAGGCUCAGAAGACGCUAACAGAGGAUGAGAUAGCAGGCCAAGCUUUCCUGUUCCUGAUCGCUGGGUAUGAGACCACCACAAGCACGCUGUCCUUUGCCACCUACUUGCUGGCCACCAACCCAGAGUGCCAGGAGAAGGUGCUUCGGGAGGUUGAUGAGUUCUCUGCAAAACACAUGGUCCCUGAUUACCAAAAUGUACAAGAACUCCCUUAUCUGGACAUGGUGAUUGCAGAGACAUUGCGCAUGUACCCACCUGCAUUCAGAUUCACUAGGGAAGCAGCUGAAGACUGUGUAGUGCUGGGGCAGCAUAUUCCAGCUGGAGCUGUCAUUGAAGCUGCAGUUGGACACCUUCACCACAACCCUGAGUUCUGGCCAGAACCCGAGAAGUUCAUUCCUGAGAGGUUUACAGAGGAGGCCAAGAAGGAACGACAUCCCUUUGUAUACCUGCCCUUUGGGGCAGGACCCCGUGGCUGCAUUGGCAUGAAAAUGGGUUUGUUGGAGACAAAAAUGACUCUGCUGAGAAUUUUGCAGAAGUUUCAAUUCAAGACCUGCCCAGAGACUGAGAUUCCUUUGCAGCUCAAAUCAAAAGCCACACUUGGACCAAAAAAUGGAGUCUACAUUAUGCUGGAAUCUCGCUAAAUGGAAAUGUGCAUCCUGAAGCCUUCUGGGAUGAGGCCCUUUGUUAGUGAUUCACUGGGUAUAAUUAUUUUUCCAAACUCCAAGGACGGGUUGGAGCCUAAGUCCCUCUGAUGGUCAGUAGGUGCUUGCUCACUGCCCUCCUGUGGGACAGCCUCCAGUCACUUUUUAAAAUGGGCUCCACAGUCUUUUUUGGAGGUUUUCAAAUUGCUGUGAAUGGUAUCUGUGAAGAAGCAUCCCACUUUCACUUGCUUUUCUACAUCACACUUCUUUUCACUUAAUCUUUGAGAAUGCUUUCCUUAUGCUCAAUUUCCACAAUAUACAGUAGAUUUUAAUUUCAAUUCAUUGCAUGACACAUCCUGCUCAUGCACUUGUGAGUCCCUUCUCUAGAGAAAGCCCCAAAGGCACCGCAGUUACAGCAGAAGACCUGGGACGCAGUGCAUUGGAUUUUAUCAUGAACUCCACUAACAAUCAAAGCUGAGGCUCCUGCACAAUGCUUAAUCUCUCCCUGUGUCUGUAAAGCAGGAGGAGUUGCACCUCCUUCAUGCUUUGAAGAGAUUUUAAAUACACUUAGAUUAACGAUUUGCACUUGGCACAUUCCAUCGACAUGACAGAAGAAGAAUGAAGAGUUCCCUGGCUUACUAGUAAAGUUCCAGUAGCUAAGACCAAAGAAAUGAGGUGACAGCCAUUUUGCUGGCUGCUGAACUGCUGUUAGAAAGGUGGAGUCAAAGAAGAUAUGAAUUCAAAGCAAGCAGGAGGACUGGAGGAAAUUUAAAGGUAAUCAGAAGGUGUUGGUACAUCUGCUCCAUGGGGAGGCCUUUCCUUUCCAAGCAUUGCAGCUGGCACCAUCCCUGUCUAGCUCCUUGAAUCAAGGAAAUCAAGAGCAUGCAUGCACUAGAGCCAGUGGCAAAGGGGUGGGAUCCAGGAUCAUCAGACCCAGCAGUUCUCUUGACUCCGUCUGAGACACUGGAGCAGGUCAUGUCCCAAGUGCCUCACUCCCGUCAGGAAGGAACUUGUCUGAUUUCCAGCUGCAGCAGCCCCGUGGAUACGUUCUAGCUGUGUGACUGUGCACGUGCAUCUUCUCAGCCAAAACAGCCAUACACUUCCAUUCCUCACAUUCCCUCUGUCCUACUCCUCUGCAAAGCCUUCACCCACCACACAGCUAGUGUUGCACAAGAAGCUGGGAGGGGACACAGCUGGGACAGCUGACCCCCACUGACUGCAGGGACAUUCCAUACCCUAUGGCACCAUGCUCAGCACAUAAAACCAACGGAAGAAGAAGGAAGGGGGACAACAUUCAAAGUGAUGGUAUUUGACUUCCCAAGUCACUGUUAACACCUGCUGGAGCUCUGCUUUCCUGGGGUGGUGGAACACAUGCCUGCACAUGGGAAAUGGUGAAAGAAUUCUUUGAGUUUUGUGUGGCUUUUGCUUUACCUAUUAAACUGUCUUAAUCCAUGA